CGGACGACAGAUGCAGCUGUCUGCACGGAGGGACGUGUCUUCCUCACGGAGAGGGUUUCCGCUGCUUCUGUCCGCAGGGUUACGCAGGAGAGAGCUGUGAAAUCGAUGUGGAUGACUGUCAGUCGAACCCCUGUGAGAACGGCGGCACCUGUAUCGAUAAAGAGGACUCGUUUGUGUGUCUCUGUUUGCCGAGUUACACCGGAGACCGAUGUGAGAGAGACACAGAGGGCUGUGAACACGGCUGGAAGAAGUUUCACGGUCACUGCUACCGUCUGUUUCCUCGCAGACACACCUGGGAGGACGCAGAGAAAGACUGCAGGGAACACAGCAGUCACCUGACCAGCAUCACUUCCUCCAUGGAGCAGGACUUCCUUAACGGUCUGGGUCAUGAGAACGUUUGGAUCGGUUUGAAUGAUCGCACAGUGGAAGAGGAUUUCCAGUGGACUGAUGGGAUGGAUGUUGUGUAUGAGAACUGGCGUGAGAAUCAGCCGGAUAACUUCUUCGCGGGCGGAGAGGAUUGUGUGGUGAUGAUCACUAGAGAGGACGGCAAAUGGAACGACGUGCCCUGCAACUACAAUCUACCUUACGUCUGCAAGAAAGGAACCGUGAUGUGUGGCACUCCGCCGGCUGUCGAUAACACCUAUCUAGUGGGCCGCAGACGCUCACACUACGACAUCCACGCGGUGGUUCAGUACCAGUGCGCCGACGGCUUCUUUCAGAGACACAUCCCGACUGUCCGCUGCCGACCCAACGGGACCUGGGAAAGACCCAAGAUCAUCUGCACUAAAUCGCGGCGAUCUCACCGUUACCGUCGGCAACACCACAGAUCUCGGCGCGAGCAUCGACGACACCGGAGACACGGAUCUGGGCACAGGGGGCGGGAUUAAGCCACGGUGGUGGAGCUAAAAAGCAGGGGUCGUGACCUCUUACCCCGUGGCCUGUGUUCCCGUGAGUCCAUGAGGAAUCGCUACAGACGGAAUGGACAGAAAUAAUGGUUCUUUUUUACCGCUGUUAUUUAGGUUUCAUUAACCCUCCGUUCACAUCUAGAGGAAUGUUUUUCAUUGGUUAUUUCACGCAGACGUUCGGUGAUGUGUCACUCACCGCCACAAACGCUCUUCAUCUUUAUACGAUAGUCGUUUUAAUUUGUCUACGCAGCAGGUGAAGGUUCUGGUAGCUCAUGCUCAUAUUUCUUCAGCUUUAGAUUUUUGGGAUGUGAUGCUUUAAUGAAGUACUGAAUGUCCAAACUGCCCAAAAUCAUUCAUAUUCAUAAAAUGAGAUGAUCUUCAAGCCUUUAAAUGGCACAAUGAUUCUUUGUACCCCUUGAGACUUUACUUUUUUACUUUCAUGUUAGGCGUUUGGUGAUGAUUUGGUUUAUAUUGCAAAUUUAACUAUUGUGACGUGUUGGAUUAGAAUCAUAGUGAAACCUCUUAUGUUCAUAAAUGAGUGAAUCUCAUGAAGAAAAGCAACGUCCAGCUUAUGCUUCACACCAA
Molecule: messenger RNA, 1490 nt
Organism: Sinocyclocheilus rhinocerous
Lineage: Eukaryota; Metazoa; Chordata; Actinopteri; Cypriniformes; Cyprinidae
Product: neurocan core protein-like
Exons: 7
Biological process (GO): positive regulation of neuroblast proliferation; glial cell differentiation; skeletal system development
Cellular component (GO): perineuronal net; synapse
Molecular function (GO): calcium ion binding
Source: RefSeq, a predicted model, not a curated record